Messenger RNA from Penicillium pulvis, 1002 nucleotides. RefSeq lists its product as uncharacterized. Gene Ontology annotation, cellular component: cytoplasm. Gene Ontology annotation, molecular function: glutathione transferase activity. The transcript has 3 exons. The record is from RefSeq and is a predicted model, not a curated record. Lineage: Eukaryota; Fungi; Ascomycota; Eurotiomycetes; Eurotiales; Aspergillaceae. The coding region runs from base 1 to 1002 and encodes 333 amino acids.
AUGACUGACAAAAACCCCAAGAUCUACCAGCAUGCCGACUCAGAUGGUCAUUUCCGGCGAAAAGAUUCGGCUUUUCGAUCCUGGGUGUCUCGGAAUGCAUCGGCUGAAUUCCCUGCCGAACAAGGCCGCUACGUCCUUUACAUCAACUACGGUUGUCCUUGGGCACAUCGUGCCAAUCUAGUCUGGACGCUGAAGGGGUUACAGAAUAUCAUCCAGAGGGUUGUCCUGGACCCUGAGCUGAGUCCGGAAGGCUGGUUUUUUUCGGGUCGUUGGGGAUCUGCCGAAAAGGACCCCUUAUAUGGGUUUAAGUUUCUGAAGGAACUGUAUUUCAAAGCAGACCCACAAUAUGAAGGACGAUACACAGUCCCGACUCUGUGGGACAAGAAGAAGGAGACAAUUGUCAACAAUGAAAGCAGCGAGAUUAUCCGCAUGUUAUAUACCGAGUUUGACGACUUUCUACCCGAGAACUUGCGAGAAGUUAAUCAUCCAGGCGGCGGAUUUUACCCUGAAAAGCUGAGGAGCGAGAUCGAUGUGAUGAAUGCAUGGGUAUAUCCACAGAUCAAUAACGGAGUUUAUAAAACAGGGUUUGCUGCGAGUCAAGAGUCGUAUCUCGAGAAUAUCUACCCACUUUUCGAGGCUUUGGAUCGCAUUGAGGCACAUCUGGGCCAAACGGGACAUCAGCCAUUCCUUUUUGGUGAUCAUAUCACCGAGGCUGACAUUCGUCUUUACACGACUAUUGCCCGAUUCGACGUGGCCUACUAUCAGAUCUUUCGAUGCAAUUUGAAAAUGAUCCGACACGAUUUUCCGUUGAUUGAUCGCUGGUACCGAAAGCUUUACUAUGACGAGUCUGAGUUGACCAGGGGAGCGUUCAAGCAAACGACCUACUUUGAUGCUUACAAAUAUGGGUACUGUAUUGCUAUUGGUCAGAAGACUGGCAAUGCUCAGUUGGUGAUUCCUGCUGGACCUGUCCCUAAUAUCCUUCCCCCAGACCAGAGUACCUAG